This is a messenger RNA of Pongo pygmaeus (Bornean orangutan), 16236 nucleotides long. RefSeq names its product family with sequence similarity 227 member B (gene FAM227B). The transcript has 13 exons. Bases 549 to 1565 code for a protein of 338 amino acids. The record is from RefSeq and is a predicted model, not a curated record. Lineage: Eukaryota; Metazoa; Chordata; Mammalia; Primates; Hominidae.
UCCCGGCGACACCAGAGGGAGGAGCCAGACAGUUACUAGCGUCGUUGCUAAGGCCGGGGCCGCGCUCACCGCACACCACGCGGCUUAACAACAGGCUGGGAGGACAGCGGGGCGGGGUUAGACGGGAAGUUCCGUCUCAGCCUCUCACUCAGCGGCGGUGUCGCACUUCUCCUGAGAGGCUCCGGCGAGGGGCAGGGCCGCGGUCGUCCGGGACCCGCCUCAAGCCUCGCAGGCUUUCACCCAGUUUCCUCCCGAUUCUUGCUGGGACAACAUAAUUGGGAAGCGGUUCUCGAAACAUACUCUCAAGGCGUAGUUGCAGAACUGCAUAUGUGAUUAAGGAGAUGGGCUAAAUUACCCUGGAUUGUCUCGGUGGCUGGACAUAAUCAAAGAGUUCUUAUGAGAGGAAGACAAGAUGUCAAGAAAGGGGAGAAGACUCUACACUGCUGGCUUUGAAGAUAGAGGGAGGAGGUCUGAGCAAAGGAUAGCAGCAGUUUGGUCGCCCAACUCACACUGAUGCCUAAGACCCAGCUGAUUAAAGUUACUGUACCAUGGCAGGCCAACGAACAUGUCAAAGGAGGAGCAGCAGAGCUGUCCCCAGGAAAAUGCAAGAACCUCCAAAGAGCAUUGAAGAAUUCUUAAAGUUUCAAAAUUGGGAUUAUUGGCCAAGGGAAAUCCAUUUUAGAGAUGGUGAUAAAUGGUCAUGCACUCUGAAAAAAAUAAAAGAAGAUAGUUCAUUUGUUUCAAUUUAUACACACCUAUGGGAAAGUGUUCCUCGAAUAUUUGAAGCACUUUUGAUCAUGGAAUCAAAAUUAAAGGAAUAUUCACUUAUUUUGCAAAACCACACCUCUAAAAUAUUUAAGUGGAAAAGCAUGAUUUCUGAGACAAGUUCUUACAGAAAAUUGGAACGAUAUGGGGAAUUUCUAAAGAAGUACCAUAAGAAAAAAAAGAUAAUGCUUUCAGAUGAAAUGGAAACAGAGAAGAAUAUAGAGGGUUGCAGCUUCACAGGAUUCAAAGCAAAUGAACUUACUCAGCUACCCAGACAUUUGGAUGCCGAACAAAUUUAUCUUUUUAUUUUAAAAGCCCAUAAUUUUGAUGAAAGAGUUUUUAAAAUCUGGAAGACUCAUUUUCUCUCAGAAGCCUCCAUUGCUGUUUUGCAUGACUCCUUUUGGUGGUGGUUUCUCCAUAAAUUUAGGCCUGACAGAGAAAACCAAGACUGCUUAUUCGAUAGAAUUUCAGAAAGUUAUGUGACACUUUUCAUGAGCAUACCUCUAAGUCGAAAGGAUGCAUUUUUUCAGAUAUAUCCUGAUUGUUUGGCACAAGCCAUAUAUGCAACAUUCCAUGAAGCAUUUCCAGAAUCCAGUUACCUCUUUAAUGAUGAAUUUAAAGAAGACCUAGGGAAUAACAUUUUCCUUUGGUGUUCAGGUUUAAAACCUCAAAAAGGCUUUUGGAUGCACUGGAAACUGAAAGAACUCUCCACAACCACCAUUCAUGGCAGCAAAAAAGCACCUGCAAAAUCAGUAAAGGAAAGAAUUGCAGACAGUGAAGAACGUAUAUCAACUAUCUGAAGGAGGCCAGUUGCCAUGUUAUAAGGACACUCAGGAAGCCUGUGGAGAGGCCCACAUAGCAAAGAGGAAGUUUCUGGCCAACAGCCUGAUAGAAACAGAGGCCUGCCAACAACCAUGUGAGAAUGCUUUAUAUAGAUCCUUCAGCCCCAGUCAAGACUUGAGAAGACUUCAGCCCUAGCUGACAGUUUGAUUGCAACCUCAUAAGAGUCCCUAAGACCAACCCGCUCAGCUAAGCUACUCCCAAAUUCCUGACCCUCUGAAACUGCAAGAUAAUAAAUACUGUUUUAAGCUGGUAAAUUUUAGGUAACUUGUUAUGCAACAAUAGAUAACUAAUUUUCUCUCUCUCUCUUUCUCUCUCUCUCUCUUUUUUCUCUGUCUUCUCUUUCUCUCCUUCUCUCACCUCACCACCCACUCUCUCUCUCUCUCUCUCUCUCUCUCAGUUGCUUAGCACUAUUGGUAACAUUUAACAACUGAAAUCUAUUCAAGAAAUCUGGCCUACCUCUCUUCAAUUUUUAUUUAUAAAACAAAUACAAAAACAAAAACUGAGGCCCAGGAUAGUCAAGUAUUUGCCCAAGGUCAUUCAGUUAAUUAUUGGAAGAAAAAGGAUUAACACCUAGGUUCCAUAAUAUAUGAUACAGUAUUAUUUCCUUGUCCUCAUGCUCCCUCUCACUUUCUUAUCAACUCAGUCUACUCCUAUGCUAUAUAUAAUGUGUAUUAAUAUUUAUACAAAAUAACACUAUUGGUGUGAUAAGCUAAGACUGAUGAAUCAUUGGUGAAUUUUCUAGCCUACUUUUCUCCCCUUUCUCUUCUGCAAUUGACAAUCUGGUCCAUUUAUAAAUCCCUGUAUCAAAGACUGGGUGGAACAAAGCAAUGGAUAUUCAUUAUCAUGAGUUAAUUUCAUUGCUUUGUGGGUAGUUCUGGUAAGAGGAUUUGGUAAGAAAGGUUAAAUUUUUAACAAAGUAAUAUUUGAGUUAUUAAUUGAUAUUAACUAUCCAGGUCAUUUUUGUGAAUAAUGUAAAUGACUAUUUUUGAUUAGUUACUGCUUGUACUAUUCCUCGAUGGCUCCUUAUAGCCUAUGGGUAAAGCUUCAUAUUCCCUAAAACAGCUUUCCAAGAUAUGAGACUUCCCUGCAGUCUUAUCUCUUCCUACUUCCUAUCUUAAACUUGGUGCUCCUGAAACACUAAUUCCCAUACAAACCUACUGACACACAACUCAGCUUUUUCUUCAUGUACUAUUUUCCAGGAAGGGAUACCCUUUCUUCUGACUCCCUUCCCCAUUUCCUACCCUCUUCUCUAGCCUGAUUCACUCCCACUGGCUCUUUGAGAUGUGGUGAAAAUAUGUUUUUUGAGAGUCUUGCCCUUUCUCUCCCAGGUUCUGUUAGCUGGCCUGCACUAGAGUCCUCUAAUUCCCUGAACAUAUCUUUAUCACAGUACUUACUAUAUUCUACUGAAAUUGACUCUGUGGCAUUGGUAUCCACACAUAUGCUGAAUUUUUUCAAUACUGGGUCCUUGCAUUGUGUAUCUGUGCAUACACAGUACAUAAUACGUAAUAUAUGCUCAUAAAUAUUGCAAUAAAUAGUAUUCUAAUUGCUGGAAAGAGCCACUGCAACUUUCAGAAUACAAACCUUCUAAGAUAUUCUUAAGACACUGAAAGAACCUAAAGUUAAUCAAGUCAGAAAUAAUGCAUGUCUAGUUUUCAGAAAAAUAUUGAGAAACAGAGAUAUGAUUUACCCAGAAUCACACCCCCAAAAAAAUCCUUAAAAUAGAAUUCCAGAUAUACUAUCUUUGCAUUAAUUCAUCAUUUUUAUUCCCUUUCUUUUGCCUCUUACUUUUUGUGGAGCACAGUCCUAAAAGGAUUAAAAAUAAACUAAGGACAUGGACAAAAGAAAGAACCUAUUUGCCAGUAAACUGUUUCUUUUUCACCGUCCUUCAGACAUGCUUGUUAAAACAAACUCUCUGCUGUUUCUUUUAUUUGUUUUUGUGUUGCUUUGUAUUUGGAUUUAGUGGCUUUAGGGAAGGAAAUUAUCUUUAGGCAUUCCUAAAUAUGACUAAGUUAUCUGAGAUUAUCUGAAAUUAAACUGUAUAUAUGCAGUUUAAUAUAUAAUAUAUGUAGUGUCUGGAUAAUUAUUAUUAUGCAUUCUAUAAUAAUUUUCCAGACACUAAAGAAGUAUAAAUAGUUUUAAUAAAUGUCAGAAAUGUGUUUAAAAUACAACCAAGUUAAAUUUUGUAGCAUCUUUAGCAAUGUGUAAGCAAAAUAAACUGAAGGUUGCUACGCCUUCUCAGGGGAAGACAGAUGGAUAUGUUUUGUACAAGGAAAGUUGGAGUAAGUUUUUAUUUAAUAAGAUGAAGAUAAUGCCAAGUAUUCAUUAGGUCAUAUUACAGAGAAGAAAAUUUCAGUUGUUUGUAUUUCUUCAGAUGCAAAUUAUCCCACUGCUUGACACAAAUUAAUAUGCGAUGUUUUGAUAACACCAGUGACAGUAUAAUGAUGCCUGUGGUGAUACUAAAACCGUGCUUUGGAGUUAAACCUACUUGGAUUCACAUCCCAACUUUGACAGUUACUAGCUAUGUAACCUAGAGCAAGUUACUUAAUUCUGUCAGCCAAAUCUCCCACAUCUGCAAAUGAGGAUAAGUCUGCCCACCUAAUAAGAGCCCUGUGAGGAUUAAAUUAAAUAAUGUAUAUAAAGUGUUUAACACAGUGCCAGGCACAUAGAAACCACUCACACAUUUAAUUUUUAUUGUAGUAGUCAUUUUGUUAUCUUAAUACUAAUGGCCCAUGUUUUCAUUGAGGGAAAAAAUUUACUUAAAAAUGCCUCAUUUUUCCUCUUCACAGUCUCUUAGUAACCAACUUGUGUUGAUUAUAGGAAAGCUGGAAGGUUUAAAGCAGGAUUCUAUAUAUGAACUUCUUGCUCCUUAAUAUACAAUGAUGUUAAUCGCACAAUGUACUCAUCAGAACUACUAUGCAAUAUCUAAUCUUUGUAAGUUAACUGACUACUCAAAUAUUUUCAGAAAACAAUCAACACUGUAUGCAAAGGUUUUUGAUAGGAUCAUCUGAAACACUGGCUAAUUUUGAACACCAAUCUUUCUUCAUUAAAAUGAACAACAUCUAAAUAGGAAGUAAAACAGGCCCAUGUAUAAUUUUAAAACAGUUAGAAUUUAUAUACCAGCAAACUUAUUAAGCUGGCCAAUUUCCUGAGGGUCUUUUUUUUCUUCCAUGAAAUGAAGUAACAGUGUAAUUGCAAGCUUACAGCAUGGAGAUAUUUUGAGAAUUAAUCAGAAUGGAAUAAAGUACUCUGUACCAAUUUCAAUAUUGGCAUAUGUAUUUUUAAAGAAUUAACAUUAAUUAUAUACUUACAUUUAUUCACUCAAUAAAAAUGUUCCCAGUUGUACAUUGUAAGAUUUAGCAGACUAAAUUAAAAGAUUUAUGGCAACAGUAACAAAUUUACUUCUAUACAGUGCAGUAAUUUUAGUGGUAAUAUUAAUUUGAAUAUCUAAUAAACUACUAAAUAGUACUUCAAAACAUCAUAAAUUUUAAAUUACAACACAGCAACUAUGAUAUAGAUUUAUGCUCAUCUUCUUUGGGGUAUCUAUUAUUAUUCAAUAUCUGGCCAUCUUCCAGCCAGUUAAGAGAAAAUUUGAAGACCAAAUUUGGCCAGAAUCUUUUCAAAGCUGAAAGCACUUCUGUGUGCCUGUUAAACAUCCAACAUUAUUUUAUAACACAUUAUUUAUACAAGAAGGGAGGUGAGCCUAAUUUUGCAGAAACAAAGACAUAUCAGUAGUUUUAUAAAAGCAGCAUACUUCAUGAAUUAGAGGGCAUAAAACUAUGCACAGCUGCUUGACUACUGAGUGUCUUGAUUACAUAGUUGAAACAGGUGAUCCAGUGCUCAUGGUAGUAAAAGUAUGUCUUAUCUUAAAGAAUGUGGUAGAUAACCUUCAUAAUUUUGUCCUUACAUGCCAAACAUAUGACUCAAAAUUAUUAUUUUUCUCACAUUUUAGAAACUGUUAGGAAAAAGGACUCCAUAAAGAUAACUUCGAUUUUACAGUGAUUAUUUGUCAACAGCUGACAUAGGCAAGUUACACUUAUGAUCAAAGAUUGAAAAGGCACUAAAAAGUGAAAAAUAUUUCAUUCAUUUUUUUUCACAUUUAUUCCUUUUCCCCAUGUACCCCCCUCUCACUUCAUACACAAUGAUUUUAAUGUAUACCAUUUUGUAUGUGUUCGAAAUGGACAUUACUGUUUUGUAUGAAUGUAUUUUUAUUGUUGUAAAAUACACACAACAUACUGUUCAUCAUAAAAAAGUGAAAAAUAUGUAGUUAUUCAGAAAAAAUAUAUUAUUCCAAUUGAAUUAUGCCUUUAAAAUUUCCCUUUAAAGGAAAAACAUUGUAUGAACUUUGAGAAAUUGGUUCUCUCUUUUUAUUAAUUCAACAAAUAAUCAUUGAUGUUUUCCCUUGCCAGAUUGAGCAUACACAGUGAACAAAUUCACAGUCUAUGUUUUUAGAUAAAUUAAGUUGCUGGUAGUUAUAUUUUUAAUAAACAUGGCAAUCAUUCGAAGCAUGCAAAUUAAUAAAGAGUAAAUGUUCUUAUAUUUUUAAUAGAAAAAAAAACUUUUACCUUGGUGAGUUUAACAUUGAUACUUGGAAAGAUGUUAAAUCACUUUUCAUUUCCCAAUCUUGCAGUACUGUUACGACCAAACAUCUACAAAAGGCAUUUCCUCUGAGGAUAAUACAUCUGUCCUCUAUCUUUUGUCCUUUCAUCCUUCAGGCCAUUUCCUCUCAGGAAAGAUUUCCAUGCCCUUCUCCUUGUGUUGGGUUAGACAACCUGCGAUGUGCUCUAAACUUACUCACUCUGACUUGGAGUUCUCUCUUGACUCCCAACUGUUAAUUCUGUAAAAGCAUGGACUGUAUAUUUGCUUACUAUUGUAUUCUUAGUCUAGCAAAAGGAGGUAUAAAUAACUUGUUUGAAUUAAUUUAAAAAAAUAAAAGUCAUUAGCCUUUAAAAUUUUCCAUAUCUUCAUUAUUCAUGCAAACAAAGGAGGAAACUAUGUAGCACCUACAAGUGACCUUCCUAUGAGAGCUGCCUCAAUAUGAACCAGAUAAACUAGGCCUAUGGUCAGAAGUACAGUUAGAGACCCCGUAAGAUACCAAAAGACUCCUGAAGAUCAGGCUACUGACACUAAAAUGAAAUGAGAGUGGAUUCACCAACUUUCUCGACUUCUCCCCAGUUCUCUCUUCCUAUACAUAUGCCCUCUCCUCCCUUCAGUGCUGAUCACCAACUCCAGGAUCAAUAUUAGUAGGCAGACCCCUGCCCCAAAAUUAUCAGUCCACUUCUUGUUUUCUAGUAUAGCUCAUUUAAUUAUUAAAGACUUUUUCUCUUUUUGUCUCUAAUGCAGAUAUUCCUUAAACCAGUAUCAACUAUGAAUUACUAUUUUUUUCUGUUUAUAGUUUUUGGCAUGCAUGGAUUAGCUGGCAGUCAUGUGGGAACAAGAAUGGGUGUCAUGGAGGGCCACAGCUCCUCUAGAAUUGGUCUUCACUAUGCCCUGCCAAUCAACCUUCCAGUGUCACCAGUGGUAACUGUGUCUGCUUAUAUAGUUGGCCUCUACAAUAAACCAAAUUUUCCACCAGUUCCUUGAAAUCACCUAGAAAGACAUUAAAUCAAAUUGCUUCUGGAGGCCUUUUUUUUUAAUGAUAGAGAAUGAGAGGGAAGUGAGGUGUAUUUCUCUUUUAUUUCAGCAAGGCGUUUAAUUCUUGCCCACUUUAAAUUUUCAUGAUAAUUUAGUAAUCUAUUUCUUAUUUACAACUAAUUUUAAAUGUGUAAUAAAUUAAAGGAUAAAUAUAUUGAGUGAUCACCAAUCUUUCUCCCCUCUUUCACCCUUUCACCUCUUAUAUUGGGCUAAGUGCUGCUGCUUCUACCACUGGAAGAUUAAAAAAAAUAAAAAGUAAGAUUUGGUACUUAUUUUCCCAGAACUGACAUUCUAGUGACAGUGCCAAAUGCAAACAGAAAGAAUUAUAAGACAAGGCAGAUGUGCUGUGCACAGGUAGAAAAGCAAUUGGGGCACAGAAAGAGAAUAAGACCAUUAUUGGCUCUGUAUUUAAAAUCUCAAAUAAUUGAUUUCUUCAAAGAAUGUGAAGAUUCAUUCAUUAAAUUUGUAGUCCUUUCAUCAAGUUAUGUUAAAUUUCUAAAUAAUUUUUAGCCAGUAAAUGAAACAUUUCUUUAUUGAAAUAAUUGAAAUAGCAACAACUUUUGCUCCAACUACUUUUUUGAAAAGUAAAAAUUUAUUGUUUUAGAUAUAUACAGUAAGAAUUUUUCAAUCAUAUUAGGAUCCUAAAGCAUUUUUAGGUUACAGCAUAGGAAAUGUUUUUGGUUAGUUUAUCGGUGGCCCAAAUAAUAGCUGUUGGGCAUCAUUUCUUGUUACAGGAGGGUGGUCCUAUAAAUCUGCUCAGAACUCAGAAAGAAUUUUAAAUUAGGCUUAAAUCCCACUGCAAAUCCCUGGAUUUCUGUCCAGUAUUCAUGCACAAAAUAUUACUCUAAUAGUCCGAAAUCAUAUAUAAUCUUCUGACUUCGGCAUACAUGCUUAGUUGGUCAUUAUUAAAAUGUUGGUUCAGGUCAAUUGUAUAGUUUUUUUAUUUGGUUCAAACAAUUUAGUGGCAACUUCGUUUAGUUCUCGACGACACCAAGGAUAGAUCCUUAGACAAUAGUUCUCAAGUUGAAAUUUAAUAAAAUUUAAAUAUUCCACCCAAACCAGGGACUAAGAAUGGAGGUGAGGGAGAGGAGGAGUGUUAUGUUGUCAAAUAAGUUUAAGAAAUCAUGUAUACUCUUUUCCUAGAGUUUUUAAAAUUCACAUUAGUAUAGUAUAGACUCAGAGAAAUUAUUCUGAAAAAAAUUGCUCAGUUUUAUUUAACCUAAUAUUUCUCAGCGGGUUAGUUAGAGAAGCUGUGCUGCAGGAAACAGCCUUAAUAUCUCAGGGGGCACUAGUGUUAUAAAGAAACACAGUUUGGAAAUAUUACCUUAAGAAAAUUCCGCAAGCUGAGUUCAUUCUGAAUUUGGUCUCAAACCAUUUUCUUAGCAUUACUUACAGUUACAUCUAAAGUUCAAAUAGCCAGAUAAAAUGGGAAGUAUUACAAUAGAAUAUAACAAAUGUGGUAUUUGAGGAUAUUGAAACAUGUCUUAUUUCUCUUACAUUAAUCUUAAAAAUAAAUUCAGUUUCAGAAUAAUUCUGAUAUAUAAGCAAAGAUUAUUACAGUUUUCAGCACAAAAUCAACCAAGAGAUUCAAACCUAUAUGAGUAAUACCUGUAAUAAUCUAUUAUCAUUUCAACCCCUCUGUAUUAUUAUCUGAAAUUAUUAUUUCAAUUUCUAGUUAAAUCCAACCCCCAGCAUUUUAGUGGUUUUGUUUCUUCCCUCUACUAUCUUCUCAUUCCAUUGUCUCAUUUUUAACUGCAUCAAGAAAGCUAGUGGAGCUAUAUUUUAUGAGAAACUUGGCUUCAUUUUAAGUUUACAGAAGAUUUAAAAUCCAUUAAUUUUUAUGUAAAGUCUUUUUCCUUUUCUCUUUUGCUCUUUUUCCUCCUGUUCACAAAGAUAUUUUCUUCCUCUUUAUUUUUAGAGGGACACUAGCUAAUGACUCUAUCAAGUACUCAUGACCACUCCAGUAGAAGAGAUUACUUUCUUCUGGAGGGAAGUUAAGCAACUGGAGGAUCUCUAGAGCCAGUUCUCCCCAGUAUACAUCAAAUUUUUUUCCUCUGAGAAUGAUGUUGCCUGCCUAAAGACAAGGUUUUACCUGGGCAUGGGUACUGGAUAAUUCUCCUCUCUCACUCUCCAUCUUAAUCACUUUGUCUUUAUAUAUUACUACACAAACCCUUUCAUACACAUAGUUAAGGAACUUUAAUGACAUUUUUGUUAGUGAAUUUGACACGACUUCUCUACUAAAGAUAUGUCCAGAUAUAAUCUCAAAUGCAGAUAUAAAACUUGGUCCAAAAGCGGUUAAACAUUCAGGAACUCUUUGACAUAAUUUUCCAAAUCAUGUGAAAGGCAGAGGAUUUUCAUUUACAACCUAUUUGAGGGGUAAAAAUGUUAGAUAUUGUUUAGUAAAGGAGUUUAUAUUGAAGUCUAUUUCACUGAACAAGAGUCAUUUUUCUCCAUAUUACUGAAGUAUACAUAAUUUUAUUGUAUGUGAGAUAUAUAAAAUUUAAAAAUGGAAAAGUAUUAUAUUCCAAUAGUGAUGUUAGAUAAGUUAUUGUGCUACCAAAAAUUGUGUGAUACAAAGGAAGAAAGCUAUGAUCCUUAGAAAAUAAAAAAAGCUUUGCCUUAAUGUUGUGCAUCAUUCCAGUCUUAAAAAGAGAACAGUCCUCUAGCUUUAUGUCUUUUCUCUGAUCUGGAUAGACCCUUGCUAUGGUUUGAAUGUCCCCUCCAAAACUCAUGUUGAAAUUUAACUGCCAUUGUGAUGGUAUUAAGAGAUGGGACCAUUAGAGGUGAUUAGGCCAUGAAGGCUUCAACAUCCUGAAUAGAUUAAUGUCAUUUUCUCAGAAGUGGGUUAUCAAGAGAGUGGGUUGUUACAAAAAAUGAUUUCAGCCAUGUCUGUCUCAUACUCUCUUACUCUCAUACAUUCUUGCCCUUCUACCUUCCACCGUGGAAUGACACAGCAAGCAGGCCCUUGCUAGAUGCCAUUACCUUGAUAUUGGACUUCCCAGCCUCCAGAGCUGUGAAGAAUAAAUUUCUUUUCUUAUAAAUUAUCCAGUCUGCAUUAUUCUCUUAUAUCAACACAAAGCAGACUUAAGCCAACCCUCUAGAACUGUGGUUCCCUCCCCCUGGGUUUCCUAGGCUGGAGCUUGUCUCCUUAAACCUCUGCCUGUGAACUUGGUGGUGUGGCCAUGAGAGGUGAGAUCCUAAUCUGGGGGCAUCUGAGUUCAUAGUCAUAAGGUGGCUCAUUUAAGUGCAGAAUAAGCAGACACUGAGGCCUGUACUCCAAGUACCCUACUGCAACACCACUUUAAAGUGUCAGAAGAGAUGCAGACCUGCCUGUCAUUGUGAGACUGUGGCACAGAACCUAUUCUUCCCUGCAGCUAACUCAUUCACCAAAGCAGUCUUCUUAACAUAGUAGCUACAGAGCUAUCAUCACAUGCAUUUCCAGGCCAGUUCACCAAAUGUUGGAGCCACUAAGAUUUGUCAGAGAGGUCAAAUGAGCCCAGAAGAACCCUCUCGGUGCAUAAUUCAGAGAUUUAUGCCUAAUCAAGCCUAUUUCAAAAUCUUCUAGGGUUCAAGUUAACUUUGAAUCCCUCUACAGGGUCUGAAACAUUCCCAAGACACCUGAGGUGGUCCAGACUGAAUUAGAAUUGUUGGUCUCCAUAAGCAGUGGUUUGCAACCUUAGCUGCACUUUAAAGUCAUUGGAGAACUUUAACAAAUACUAAUGCCUGGUCUUUCCCGCCUUUAUGAGAUUCUGACUUAAUUCCCCAGUAAUCUAAUGUGAUCCCCUUAGUCCAGUGGUUCUCAUCCCUGGCAGCAUGUCAGAAUUAUCUGGGGAGCUUUUAAAAUUCCUGAUGCCCAGACUGUACCUCAGAUCAAUGUAAUGAAACAUUUUUUGUCAGUGGAAGCUGGCAUCAGUAUUUUUUUAAAGUUCCCCAGCUGAUUGUAAUAUUUAGACAAGGUUGAGAAAUAGAAAAAUCUAGAAAAGGCAACCCUUUCAAUAUAUCUAAGAGCUGACUUCUUCCAUUCUCUGUAAUUCACUUGGGCCUCUGAAUGCUCUAAAACUGUAGGCUAAAGAGUUAUUGUACAGCUGAGUCAUAAGGGUCAGUCUAGAUGAGGAUUUACAAAAGAGAAAAGAGAUGAUAAGAGAUGCACUCGUGGCAAUGAAUGAACUUAUUAGCACUUCAUAAGUGCCAGGCACAUGUGAUAGCCAAAAAGAAAAGAUUAUGAAAUUAAAAACUAAUCAAAGAAUAGCUAAUAUUUUCAAAUCUGCUCCCCAGCAAUUUAUCCAUUCUCCAUAAUUUAAAGCCCUAACAAGUUACUUAAGGGAAUGCGGGUCACCAUCUCUACAAGAUUCUACCUUGUCUAUAAUUGCUAGGAUUUUGGUUUGACUGCAUAGAUAUGUUACUUAUUAUCUAUUUUUUUAAAGGCAGGGGUUGUCCUUACAUUGCUAUUUUUGAUUCUGAUAAUGUGAAUUAUUGUUCUUUUAGAUAACUUGCUAAGAACUGUUUAGAAUAUAAGCAAAUUUACCAUCUCCAUAUUCAGAGGCGAUAUGUGUAUUUGCUGGCUUCCAACAGACAUUAUUGUUAAGUAGGAGCCUAUCCAAAGAAUUGUUGACAAAUGAGUCGCUGAAGGUUUUGUAGCCAAAGUCAAAUUCAGCAACGCUGUGUUUAUUUGCCUUUUGCCAAUUGUUAGGCCAUAUCCCAUCACAGUCUAACAGUCCAAAAGAGAAUAUUGCCAAAUCAUUGGCCAGUUUUCAAAAUGGCUAACCCUUUUCUUGCUAUGGAACUAACAAUGCUUCAUUAUAAUCAUUCUUGGCAAUUUAUGACAAGAAAUUCUUAAAAGGAGUAGAUGUUAUUGGCUAUUAUUGGGAAGAGCACAACUUUUUAGUAAUUGGAUACCAAAAGCAAGAAAAUUAUCCUGAGGGAUUGGAUUCUGUCUUCCACAUCUGUCUGUCAAGGCGGUCACUGAGUGCGCAGUGCACUGCUGCUGUCUCUCAUUCGGCACCUCAAUACUCAGCUUAAAGAGCAGUGUUAUUUCUGUCAGGUGCAGAAUGAUAGCCUCUGUCUGCUGUUGGAUUGCGUGGUGCAGCAGUUAUCUAAAUUCACCCUCUGAUCUUGUCCCCAUGGGGAGAGUACUGACAACAAAAGUGGAAGUAUUGACCAUUCAUUUCACCCUUUCAUGAUGUUCUCAAUGCUCUUCUUCUUCUUCUGCAGAGAAAAUGAAUAUUUACUUCAUUUGAAUGUGUACUUUGGAGGGACAUUUUGUGCUUUUAGUAUUCUUAUGAUUAGUUAAGGUUAGGUACCAGUUUCAUCACCUGGAAACUCACUGUUAGGCUAAAUGUGAAGCCACCGGAGAGAUAAGUAAAGAGGAGAGACUUUCUGCCUCCUGGGUAACAGUAGUACACAAUCCUUAUGACCAGUUCUCUAGUAGCAGCUUCUGUCCCCUCAAGAGUCAGAAAUGUGGUCCAAUAUCUCUUGGCCUCUCAUGAAUUCCCCCAUCUUCAUAGUUCUUAUUUAUAUGUCUACUAAUACAAGUCUUAUUUCCGUUGGAUUCCUUGGUGCACUCUUUGUGUAAUAUAUUCAUUCUAAUCUAAACUUAAAAUAUUUCACAAAACAGCACAGUAAUUAAGGUAAGACUAAAGUAAGUGACAACCUCACAAUCCAGGAUAGCUUAAGUAAUUUUUAAAAAUUCCCUUAAGCUAUGAGACAUGAGCAGUCACAUCCAAUUGCCCACCACUCCCUUUUCUUUUUCCAUGCCCUCCAUCCAUCUACCCCAGCCCAAAACAUUCUGGAAGCAGAAUUAUACAUCUAGAUAUUUUACUUCUCCUGCUGGCUCCAAUCCAUAUUUACUAGUAUCUUAAAAAACCACAUUCCUGUGUGGAAGCGUUGCUUCUGCUGGUGAAGUGAGUAGUCCUCUGAAGCCUAUUGACAUUCUCAGGUCAGUCAUUCAAAGAAAAGUCAUGAGAAAAGAUUGGGGACUUUCUUUUGGUAACCAAAAGAAUAAUUAUAUUUUGCAUAGCUGGCAUAUUACUUUUCAUGUAAAAUUUUAUCUUCCAAGACACUAAAAUCUAUACCAACUUAAAAGACCUCCAAAGAAAGGUGAUUGACAACCUGUUGAAAAAAUUUAAGACAUCAAAACAUUGAAAAUGAAAUUCUGAGUUUGAUUCUGAUCUUAAUCAGAAUCCUGCUGCAUUUCAUUCUAGUAGACAAUCUAAUUACCUUUUUCUCUCAUGUUAAUGAAAAUAGGAAGGAAACAUUCUUUCAUUCAUUUAUUUGUCCAUUCAAUUAAUGAUUGAGGAAUGUAAACAAUCUUCAAAUGUCAUAAUUUCAAGUUUCCAUUCUUGUUAUUUUAAACAAAUUCUGAGCAUUUUUUGAACCUGGAUUUCCUAAUAUAGCGGCUUCAACUUCACAUGUGUCAAUUAGCACAAUUGGACAUUCACUCUUAAGAUUAUUAUAGUAAGGCUACCCUUCAAAUAAUAGGAAAUGGCUAUCAGAAUUUUCUUCUAACAUGUUAUUCUCCAUAUAUUCUUCAUUGUAGCAUUUCCCUCUGUACCUAAGGACUUCCUAUAGAAAAAAAAAGGGUUCCUUAUCCUCUUUUUAACUUUGGAGAAUCUUACUGACUCCUUCUCCAAUAAGAUAGCCACAUAACCUGACAACAGUUUUAGGGUUUACUUAAAGGAUUCUGAUGAAAGUUUCCCUUUCAGGAUAAUUAACGGUACCAAGAAAGUAUACCAUAUAUACAGCCUAUUAAAAAGUUUAUAGAAGUAAACAUUAUUUACAUGAUGUGUAUCUUGUCUUUUUAGUACACUGGUAUUGUGACAUUCUAAUUUAUAACAAUAUAGGGCGACUUCCUUUUUUUUUCUUUUGUGCUAUAGGAUUGGUGUUAGAGGAAAUGGUUUACAAAAUUGGCUUUGGGGUUACUCAAAGUUAGCACUAAAUUGUGUUUCAAACUAUCAAAUAAUUUUAGCAUUUUAUGCAUGUGUACUACCUGAGUUUCAUCGUUUCAAGAAAUUUUAACACAAACAAAAUAAAAUUUACAUAUGUGAAUGUAUUUCAAUUGAAGAUACUGUUGAUCCUAAAUAAUUAUGCAUACUAUUCAUUUUCACUGGAUUUUACAUCUACUUUUUUACUUUUUCAUUACUCGGUAAAAGGAUUCAAAAGGAGUAGUCAGCAUAUAGAAUUCCACAGUUAAGGUUUGGUAACCUUGUUACUAUAAUUUGAAAUUAGUUCUGACAGCUCAUCCUAUUACUUUCAUCUCAUUCAUUGUGUGAGAUAAUUAUAAAAUGGGUAUUUAGGUUUCUUUAUAUUUAUGAAAUAUAUUCUGUGGUUUAAAAUAGAAUAGACUAUAAGAACUGGAAAGUAUCUUGGAAAUCAUCUGUAGCUAUCCCACAUUUUAUAGAUGAAAAAUUGAGGGUCAGAAAACUAAGAAAUUGUCCCCAGAUCGUUCAUAGACAGGGAGUUGACCCAUGUGUCAUAAUUUUUACCUGGGCUCUGUCCUCUCCACCAGGUUUUAUUAUCCAUGAUAUUAUUAUUGAUAUAUAGUAUUAUCCAUGAUAAUAUUAUAUAAUAUUGUUAUUAUAUCCAUGAUAUUAUCCAUGAUAAAUCUGAGCAACUUUUAAAUACAUUAAUUGUAAGCCAAAUUCUGUUGCUCAUAUAGAAGUAGAUAUCAAAAAAAUUUUCUCCAAAUAGUCAUUUCCUUAGAUAAAUUUUAGUAUAAUAAGAAUGAUCUUCUGGGACUAACAUGAUACUUUUAUUAAUCUCAGUAAUAAUAAUAAAUAAUAAUAAAACCAUAAAUGUCCAGUCAUUAAAAUGGCUUUAACAUUCUAUAUCAAUUAUGGUUAAAAAGAAGGUCCUCUCAUUUUCAUAUUGGAAACAUAAUUCUCUGAAAUUCCCAUUUAUUGGUUGAUUAGUUCAGAACCCUAAAAGUCAUUCAGUAAACAGGCAACAAAAGUUUAAGUAAUUGCUGCAAGCCUGGCACUGUGAUUUGCAGAUGUUUACACCAGUCUCCCCAUGCAUUCUUUUUCAAAUGACUUUAAAACAAUUAAUAUGAAAUUAUAUAUUAAUAACAAUGUUGUCUGAGUGCUAGUAAUGUAAACAAAAUUUAUUUUUACUAAGUAUUUUAAAUCCUUAGUGUAUAUGUUGAGGUGUGUAUCUUAUUCCAUUACAUUUAAUACUGUUGAAGUUGGUUAUUCAUCAUAACCAUUAAAUGCAAAACACAACCCUGAUAUUUUAACAUAAGAAGAAUAACUGAUUAUUGGGAAAAAUGUAAGGCUUUAAAUUGAAAAACAUGAAAUUACCAUCUUUUCCGGCUCACUUUUUUUCCCUCACUUUACGUUUUUCUUAAGGUAGCACAGAACUUUUAUGACAUAAAAGAUUUAGUUAAGGAAAAUGUUAGGAGAGAUCUGUUUUUCUGCCUAAGUUGAUAAUUAAUCAACCUAAUACAAGCUCAUUAUGACUCAAAUGAAUAAAGAUACCACAGAUUCCCUUCUAUUUUAUCAUUAUACACAAUUGCAAAGGAAUGCAUAUCUUAGCACAGAUUAAGUAUUUUAAUUUACAUCAUGAAAAUAUUAUUUCAAAGAAAAUCAAAUUAAUAUAAAUAAUUUCCCUAUUCUUUAAACUAGUGAUAAAUAGCUUUUAGUGAUAAUUUAUGAAGUUCUAAAUUAGAUAUCUUAAUGAAUUUUGCUAGACAAUAUUAAGUCACAUUUUGGUGUGAAUAAUAUUAUUUACAUUUUGCUUAACUUAUGAGCAUUUUCAGGACAAGGAGUAUAUAUUUUCAAAUUGGCUGGGAUUAUCAGUUCCAACUAUAAUGUAAGUAGAUUUGCCCUGUUCCAAGAGAUAUUUUUAGGGGCAUAGUUCAACGUAGUUCAAUUUAGAGAAAUUAGGUGACAUUUUAUUUAAUUUUUUUUCCAAGAAGCAAAAGGAAGCUGAGAAAACUUGUCACCUGAAAAUUGAUCCAUUAACAGAUUGCUAAGGUUCAUAAGCAGUACUUAAAAUAAAAUU